This is a messenger RNA of Medioppia subpectinata, 252 nucleotides long. NCBI's taxonomy places the organism in Eukaryota, Metazoa, Arthropoda, Arachnida, Sarcoptiformes, Oppiidae. The record is from the annotation of a GenBank genome assembly.
AUGCGUUCAUUCAAUGGUAUUGAAGCAACUUCUUUCGCCAAUUCCUUCGCGAAUGCAAUGAAAGCAACAGUGGUUUCUUCGCACACGGACUGGGCGUACGGCUCGGGAAAUAUUAAAUAUGCCUAUACUGUUGAGCUGAGAGAUAAGGGCACAUAUGGUUUCUCUUUACCAAAGGCUCAAAUCAGACCGACUGGUGAGGAAACGUCCAGCGCUUUCAUCGCAUUCGCCAAAGAAUUAAAGAAAGAGCUUUAA